Messenger RNA from Salarias fasciatus (jewelled blenny), 1489 nucleotides. Its product is annotated as heterogeneous nuclear ribonucleoprotein A/B-like. Gene Ontology annotation, molecular function: RNA binding. Lineage: Eukaryota; Metazoa; Chordata; Actinopteri; Blenniiformes; Blenniidae. Bases 131 to 1078 code for a protein of 315 amino acids. The transcript is spliced from 9 exons. Gene Ontology annotation, cellular component: chromatin; nucleoplasm. The record is from RefSeq and is a predicted model, not a curated record. Gene Ontology annotation, biological process: regulation of gene expression.
GCCCUCUCGUCUGGGAACAUCCGGUCGUAUAUAUGUUGCCACGAGUUAGCGGCGGAUUUGGAGAGUGUCCAUUUUGAGUCGCGACUCGGGUUUUCCGUGAAUUCACUCAAAUCUCUUGUAGACCGGCAGAAUGGCAGACGCUGAUACUCUGCUCAUGGAGACUUCCGAACAGAACGGCAACGAGGGCGAGGAGGAUCAGAACGGGGCCGAGCAGGAGCUGAUGGCGGGCGACGACGGCCAGGACAACGGCACAGAUGGAGGCAAGAUCGACGCCAGCAAAGGAGAGGAGGACGCAGGGAAAAUGUUCGUGGGCGGCCUCAGCUGGGACACGAGUAAAAAGGACCUGAAGGAUUACUUCACUAAGUUCGGCGAGGUGUCGGACUGCACCAUCAAGAUCGACCCCAACACCGGCCGGUCCCGAGGCUUCGGCUUCGUCCUCUUCAAAGACUCGGCCAGCGUGGACAAGGUGCUGGAGCAGAAGGAACACAGACUGGACGGACGUCAGAUCGACCCCAAGAGGGCCAUGGCCAUGAAGAAGGAGCCGGCCAAGAAAAUCUUUGUCGGUGGUUUGAACCCAGAAGCAACCGACGACAGCAUCAGGGAAUACUUUGGCACCUACGGCGAGAUCGAGACCAUCGAGCUCCCCGUGGACCCCAAGUCCAAGAAGAGGAGGGGCUUCAUCUUCGUCACGUACAAAGACGAGGCCAGCGUGAAGAAAUGCCUGGAGAAGAAAUUCCAGAACAUCCAGGGCAGCCGGUGUGAGCUGAAGAUCGCCCAGCCCAAGGAGGUGUACCAGCAGCAGCAGUACGGGGGGCGCGGCGGCGGCUACGGCGGCGGCCGGGGGGGCCGGGGGCGAGGAGGCCAGAGCCAGGGCUGGAACCAGGGCUACGGGAACUACUGGAGCCAGGGCUACGGUAACCAAGGCUACGGCGGCUAUGGCGGCUACGGCGGAUACGGCGGCUACAGCAACUACGAUUACUCUCCUGGCUACUAUGGAUAUGACUACAACCAAAACAACGCCAACUACGGAAAGAGCCCCAGACGAGGGUCGCACCCGGCAGGAUACAAGCCCUACUGAGGACCGCCGUGCAGAGCCAGGACUGAUCCGCUGGGACCGACGGCUGGACGGACACACUGGGCCUGACGCCACCUCUUUUAUGACAGAAGACCAUUUGUACAGAAAACAUCUGAAAUGUAACUUUCUUUUCUUUUCGUUUCUUUCUUUCUUUUUUUUUUUUUUUUUUACCCUUUUUGAUUUUUAGGUUUUACUUUCCCCUUGGUGUUCCUUUUGUUUUUGUUUUUUUUUUUCUUCUCCCUGCCGCCCCCACAUUUCCUCCUCCGGAAGUGUAAUUUUUACUGUACUUUUUGGUACCUGUUUUGAUUCUAAUGUAUUGUAAGGGUUGUAUUUUACAUGUGUGCUGGCUUUACAGGUUGGAAAUCUUGGCGCUGUAAAGGAGCUUUUUUUGACAAAUAAAACCGUUUUCAGUAA